UCCUAGACACCAUGCCCCAAGAAAAGUGAUCUCUUCCCCGGCUUUCACGAUGGAGGACUCGGGGAAGACUUUCAGCUCUGAGGAGGAAGAAGCAAACUAUUGGAAAGAUCUGGCUAUGACCUACAAGCAGAGGGCGGAGAAUACGCAAGAGGAGCUCCGGGAAUUCCAGGAGGGAAGCCGGGAGUAUGAAGCCGAAUUGGAGACACAGCUGCAACAAAUUGAAACCAGGAACAGGGACCUCCUCUCAGAAAAUAACCGCCUUCGCGUGGAGCUAGAAACCAUCAAGGAGAAGUUCGAAACGCAGCAUUCUGAAGGCUACCGGCAGAUCUCAGCCUUGGAGGAUGACCUUGCCCAGACAAAAGCAAUUAAGGAUCAACUGCAGAAAUACAUCCGGGAGCUGGAGCAAGCAAACGAUGACUUGGAAAGAGCAAAACGGGCCACAAUCAUGUCUCUAGAAGACUUUGAGCAGCGCUUGAAUCAAGCCAUUGAAAGAAAUGCCUUUCUGGAGAGCGAACUUGAUGAGAAGGAGAAUCUCCUAGAAUCUGUUCAGCGACUGAAGGAUGAGGCCAGAGAUCUGCGGCAGGAAUUGGCUGUGCAGCAAAAGCAGGAGAAACCCAGGACCCCCAAGCCCAGCUCGGUGGAAGCUGAAAGGACAGACAUAGCUGUGCAGGCCACUGGCUCUGUGCCGUCCACUCCCAUAGCUCAUCGAGGACCCAGCUCGAGCUUCAACACACCUGGGACGUUCCGACGCGGUCUGGAUGACUCCACGGGUGGGACCCCCCUCACACCUGCUGCCCGGAUAUCUGCCCUCAACAUCGUGGGAGACCUGCUGCGGAAAGUGGGGGCACUGGAGUCCAAACUUGCAUCCUGCCGGAACUUCAUGUAUGAUCAGUCCCCAAACCGGACGAGUGGCCCGGCCUCAGGACGGGGGAGCAAGAACAGAGAUGGCGGUGACAGACGGGCAGGCAGCACCAGUGUGCCUCUGGGUGAUAAAGGGUUGGGAAAACGCCUGGAAUUUGGGAAGCCGCCUUCAAAUGUUGCCUCACCAUCGCUGCCGCCAGCCCAGGGUGUAGUCAAGAUGUUGCUUUAGGAAAGCCACGGAAGCCAAAGCCCCUGGUUGUCUGUGUGGGAGUUGUUACCUUUCUUGCCUGCUUUUCUUUAAACUAGGUUUUUGGUUUCUUUAGGUUAGUUUGAGAAAUAGAAGCCAGCAGUCACACUGGCCAAUGACUAUGGCCAUCCCCUGUGGCCCCUGAUGGUUGUGCCCAUGAAAUGGUGUCUCAUAAUUGCCAG
Ceratotherium simum simum (southern white rhinoceros) is the source of this 1290-nucleotide messenger RNA. It is a transcript of the gene NDE1, whose product is annotated as nudE neurodevelopment protein 1. Gene Ontology annotation, cellular component: kinetochore; centrosome; kinesin complex. Gene Ontology annotation, biological process: mitotic centrosome separation; vesicle transport along microtubule; establishment of mitotic spindle orientation. Lineage: Eukaryota; Metazoa; Chordata; Mammalia; Perissodactyla; Rhinocerotidae. The record is from RefSeq and is a predicted model, not a curated record. Gene Ontology annotation, molecular function: microtubule binding.